Chelonus insularis is the source of this 1880-nucleotide messenger RNA. Its product is annotated as traB domain-containing protein. The transcript is spliced from 8 exons. The coding region runs from base 543 to 1766 and encodes 407 amino acids. The record is from RefSeq and is a predicted model, not a curated record. NCBI's taxonomy places the organism in Eukaryota, Metazoa, Arthropoda, Insecta, Hymenoptera, Braconidae.
UAAUAUGAGAAAUCACAUUAAUAACUAUCAUGUAAUUUUUAUAAUUUCCCGCCUAAAUAACUAAUGUUCCACGUGUCUACAUGAUCAAGCUGCACCUAAAUUUUUGUCGCAUUGUAGUUCGAGGAUAAUAUUGUAGUUUCAAAAGAGCAUAAUUGAUAAAUUAUACAAGUUACAAUUGAUAGAAUCAAUUUACCUCAUAUAGUUAUAGUUGUGAAGAACCUGGGGAGUUUUCGAAGCACUAUGAUUAUUUUUAUAGAGAGUUUUCUGUGUCACCUAUGUUUAUAAAACUAAACUAUUCAUUUGACAUCAUUUUUAGAAGAACGUGCUUAUUUAUUUAACAUCAAUAACUUCGUUAAUUUUUCGAAAUUUUCAUUAGUGAAUGAUAAUCUUAGUUGCAAAUUUAUUAUGUUUUUUAUCCUUCUUUUAUAAAUUACACUCAUAAUUUGCAAUUGAAACUUAUAAAAGCUGUAAAUUCGAUUGAAAAAGUAACAUAUUGGAGAUUCAAUUUCAUGUGACCUGUUCUAUUUUACUAGUAUUUUUUAAUGAUGGAACCAACCGAAUUGAAAAAAAAUCAAAUGAGUGGUCAAGGUGUUCAGCAAUUACAUUUAUCACUAAUUAAAUCUCAACCAGAUACUGAUAAAUCACUCAUACUUCUUGAAAACGAAAAUACCAUGGAAAAAUCCACUACAGAAAAACCGAAACAAGCUGUUCUUGAAGUUGAUAGUGAUCAUAAUAAUGCCAAUGCUAUUCAUGAUGAUUUAUCAAUUGAACGACCUAUAGGACAACCUCGACAGUAUGAUCCUACAAUUGAUGAUAGAUUGCCAGACACUGUUACUCUGCUUACUACUCCUGAAGGUGCUAAAGUUUAUCUUAUAGGAACUGCUCAUUUUAGUAAAGAGAGUCAAGAUGAUGUAUCGUUGAUAAUUCAAGCAGUUCAACCUCACAUUGUCAUGAUUGAGUUAUGUAAAGCUCGAGUACACGUGUUACAAUUGGAUGAAAAGACUAUUCUAGAAGAAGCAAAAAAUCUUAAUCUGCAUAAAAUCAGACUUUUGAUAAAGCAAAAUGGCUUUUUUAACGGUUUGAUUUACAUUCUUCUAUUGAAUAUGUCAGCUAAUGUAACAAAACAACUAGGAAUGGCACCGGGAGGCGAAUUUCGUCGCGCCUUUUUAGAGGCUAAACGAAUACCAAACUGUUUAGUUCAUCUUGGCGAUCGUCCAAUAAAUAUAACAUUACAUCGAGCUUUGCAUUCUCUUACCUGGUGGCAAACAAUAGUUUUAUUUUGGAAAUUAUUAAGAACAAAAGAUCCAAUUACUAAAGAAGAUGUCGAACGCUGUAAACAUCGAGAUUUAUUAGAGAAAUUAUUGGCUGAUAUGACAGCAAAAUUUCCAUCACUUGGUGAAACUUUUGUUAAUGAACGAGACCUCUUUCUGACCCAUUCUCUACAACUGGCUGCAUCAAGACUUUUUCAAACAUCUGAUGGUAUUAUGCCUGCCAGAGUUGUAGGUAUUGUUGGUAUAGGUCAUACGCCUGGUAUGAUAAGAAAUUGGGGAAAAGUUAAGUCUUCCGACAUUGCUCCACUCAUGAACAUACCUCCUCAAUCACUGUCAGUGAAAAUUCUUCGAAUAACUUUCCGGGCAUCACUGAUAGGUGCAAUAGUAUACGCAGGUUACAAAUUAUUACCACUGCCAUCAGGAGCAACGUUUCAAUCACUCAAGUCAUCGGUGGAAGGGCUUGUAAAGUAUUGUCUGGAAAUCUUCGGUCUUUGAAUUAAAAAAAGGACUAAUUAUGGAUACUGGUUGUGGAAGAGAGGAUGAAUAUGAGCAUCCAAUAUGCAACGUAAUGUACGUAGCUAAUAAUAUUCCAGGCAAAGGAAUUAAUAU